UCAUCCCGGCUCAGGUAAGAGGGCUCGGGAUUGGGAGGUGGCACAUCCAGGGGGGACGCUGAGGGAGCAGGACGGAGCCAUGGACGCCGCCAGGAAAGCAGGUGCCCGGGCAGCCGUGUGGACGGCAGGCUGCUUGCUGCUGCUCCUCCGAGGCGCGCAGGCCCUGGAGUGCUACAGCUGCGUGCAGCGGGCGGACGACGGCUGCGCCCCGCACAGGAUGAAGACCGUGACGUGCGCGCCGGGCGUGGACGUCUGCACCGAGGCCGUGGGCGCCGUGGAGACCAUCCACGGGCAAUUCUCGGUGGCGGUGCGGGGCUGCGGUUCGGGACUCCCCGGCAAAAACGACCGCGGCUUGGACCUGCACGGGCUGCUGGCCUUCAUCCAGCUGCAUCAGUGCGCUCAGGACCGCUGCAACACCAAGCUCAACCUCACCUCGCGGGCGCUCGACCCGGCAGGCAAUGAGAGCGCGUACGAGCCCAACGGCGUCCAGUGCUACAGCUGCGUGGGGCUGAGCCGCGAGGCGUGCCAGGGCUCGGCGCCACCCGUCGUGAGCUGCUACAAUGCCAGCAAUCGCGUCUUCAAGGGCUGUUUCGAUGGCAACGUCACCUUGACGGCAGCUAAUGUGACCGUGUCCCUGCCCGUGCGGGGCUGUGUCCAGGACGAAUCCUGCACCCGGGAUGCAGCCACAGGCCCUGGGUUCAUUCUGAGUGGCUCCUGCUGCCAGGGCUCCCGCUGUAACUCUGACCUCCGCAACAAGACCUACUUCUCCCCUCGCAUCCCACCUCUUGUCCUGCUGCCCCCUCCCACGACGGCCGCCCCGACCACUGGGGCCAACACCAGCUCCGCCCCUUCCACCCCAGCCUCUACUGCUCGCACCUCUGCCACCAAGCCCACCCCGGCGCCCACCACCAGCCAGACCCCUCGUACGGAAGCAGAGCUUGCCACGUUCAGCAGAGAGGAGAGCAGGUUGGCUGGCGGUGCCGCUGGCCACCAGGACCGCAGUAACAUGGAGCAGUACCCUGCCAAAGGGGGGACCCAGUACCCCUCCAACAAAGGCAUGGGUGCCCCCACUGCCGGGCUGGUAGCCCUAAUGUGGGUUGCGGCUGUUGGAGCUCUAUUGUGAGUUGCCCCAUCUGGGAAGUUCUCUCUUGCCCUAUUUCCCUGGCUUCAGGCAUGCGCCUUGGACUGGGCUAGCCCAGGGUCCCUCAGCUUCUGCUGCACUGGUUUGUGGCUUUGGGAAGUCACCAUUGUGUGUGUGUGUCCUGCCCCCCUGCUGGGUGUCCCAGCUUUGGGAGGUAGCAAAAAG
Molecule: messenger RNA, 1306 nt
Organism: Ochotona curzoniae (black-lipped pika)
Lineage: Eukaryota; Metazoa; Chordata; Mammalia; Lagomorpha; Ochotonidae
Gene: LYPD3
Product: LY6/PLAUR domain containing 3
Exons: 5
Coding region: 80-1123 (347 amino acids)
Cellular component (GO): plasma membrane
Source: RefSeq, a predicted model, not a curated record